AUGGCUUUAUUGAAUAUAAUUGUCUUUACUAUUCUUCUCGGGUUUUUAUACAAAAAUGCAAAUGGAGCAGCAAAUCUCUUCAAUCGAACCUAUUUUCCUCUAUGGGGAAUCAAUCAUCUUACGGUUAAUCCCCAAGGAACCGAGGUGCAACUUCUGAUAGAUCAAUCCUCAGGGGCUGGAUUUAGGUCCAAAUUGGAAUACGGAUCCGGGCUGUUUCGCAUAAGAAUGAAGAUACCAGACAGAAAGACAGGAGGAAUUGUUACAACCUUUUAUUUAACAUCUGCACCAGAUAAUCAGGACCCAGGAAAUCAUUUUGAGCUUGAUUAUGAGUUCUUGGGUACUAACGGAACAGUACAAACAAAUGUUUAUGACAAUGAUGGAGGGCACAGGGAACAAAGCUUCCGUCUUUGGUUUAAUCCUUCUCAAGAUUUUCACACUUAUGAAAUUCUUUGGAAUCACUAUCAGAUUGUGUUCUACGUGGAUGGAAUUCCCAUUAGAGAGUUCAAGAACUAUGCAAAACAUGGAGUGGACUAUCCAUGGAGGCCUAUGCACAUAGAGGCAAGUAUAUGGAAUGCAGAUUGGGCAGGAGUUGUUGAUUGGUCUCAAGCUCCCUUCAUUGCUCAUUAUGAAGGUUUCAAUUUCAAUGCUUGCCCGGCUCAAGUCAACGGUGUUUCGAAAUGUAAUUCGAAAAAGUAUUUCUGGAACAAAUUCUGGAAGCUCAAUAAUGAGGAGAGAAAGAAAAUGCUGAGAUACAGGAAAGCGUAUAUGAGUUAUGACUACUGUUCGAAUAGGGCCACCAGAAAACCAGAAUGCUCAUGGAAUAAUUAA
This is a messenger RNA of Fraxinus pennsylvanica, 828 nucleotides long. The record is from the annotation of a GenBank genome assembly. Lineage: Eukaryota; Viridiplantae; Streptophyta; Magnoliopsida; Lamiales; Oleaceae.